Messenger RNA from Oncorhynchus nerka (sockeye salmon), 5471 nucleotides. Its product is annotated as runt-related transcription factor 3-like. Gene Ontology annotation, molecular function: DNA-binding transcription factor activity, RNA polymerase II-specific; ATP binding; RNA polymerase II cis-regulatory region sequence-specific DNA binding. Lineage: Eukaryota; Metazoa; Chordata; Actinopteri; Salmoniformes; Salmonidae. Gene Ontology annotation, cellular component: nucleus. Bases 621 to 1937 code for a protein of 438 amino acids. The transcript has 8 exons. The record is from RefSeq and is a predicted model, not a curated record. Gene Ontology annotation, biological process: hemopoiesis; ossification; chondrocyte differentiation.
UUAUUUCUAUUUCUCUUAAUGCGUGUUCAAUGCUUUUCUGGUUGUUCACAUUGGGUUUCGGCACCCUCUGAAAGCCUCACAGACUUUGAAUGGCGCAGGCCACUGCCUGGUUUGAACUUAAAGAAAACAGAACAUUUCCAAAACUUGGCCGACCAAUCAAAAGAGAGAGAGAAAAGAGAGAGGGAAGCAGAGAGCUGAAAAAGUAAAAGCAAAGAGGAAAAAAUAAGCUACACCGAGUAAGAGCGAAAAGAGAGAGGGGAGGGGAGGAGAGGCCCUGUGACCUCAUGUGACAUGUGACGUGGGCUCCUCCACUCACGGAGGGGAGUUGGAGGAUGGCGAGGACGCAAAGAGAGCUGUGGCUUUAGCCGGCGCUAGCUAACACUGACGCUCCAGUCAGGUCACCACCGUGGGACACCACGUCUCCUGACAGAGAGAGAGAUUACCUGGCUAACCUCAGAGCCCCUGCCCACUGACGGACCGGACCAGCACAGCACCACACCUCCCUGCCACCCCACCGUGGCCUGCUAACAAGACGUCCAGACCUGAUACAACAACGGUUGGUCGUUAUCGACUGUAGAGAGGGCUGACGACGGCUCUGGCACCACUUCAGCCACGAGGACAUGGCUUCCAACAGCAUCUUUGACUGCUUCGGGAACUACGGCCCCACUCUACUGAGAGACCCUACCACCACCAGACGGUUCACACCGCCCUCCACGUCGUUCCCCUGCAGCAAGAUUGGAGACGGCAGCGGGACCAUGGGCACCCCUGGACCGCUGAGGACACGACCCGAGGCCAGGAAUGUGGUGGACGUCCUGUCAGACCACGCUGGCGAACUGGUCCGGACGGACAGCCCAAACUUCCUCUGCUCCGUGCUGCCCUCACACUGGAGGUGCAACAAGACACUCCCUGUGGCUUUCAAGGUUGUCGCACUCGGUGAUGUGCCCGACGGGACUUUGGUCACAGUGAUGGCGGGGAACGACGAGAACUACUCAGCGGAGCUUAGGAACGCGUCUGCGGUGAUGAAGAACCAGGUCGCCCGCUUCAACGACCUGCGGUUCGUGGGCAGGAGCGGACGAGGAAAGAGCUUCACUCUAACCAUCACAGUCUUCACCGGUCCCCCUCAGGUGGCCACCUACCACCGUGCCAUUAAAGUGACUGUGGAUGGGCCCAGGGAACCCAGACGUGAGUACUUACAGGGACACAGGGUGAAGAUGGAGGACCCCCAAAAGAUGCAGUUCUCUGAUAGGUUGACAGAGAUUGAGCGCUACCAGCGGGCCAGCCUGAGGAUGGGGCCUGGUAACCCCCAGCCCCGGCCCAUGCACCAGAGCCACCUGGGGCCCUCUACCCAGUCCCAGAUACAAGCCCUGUGGUCUGACCAGAUUGACCCACCAACUCUGAAGACAUGCAAGGUGGAGGACGACCUCAGAUGGUCAAGUCCCACCGCUGACCUCUUCCCCCAGAGGACCACCUUCCCUUCUCUGUCCCCGCUGACCGACCCCCGUUUCUCAGACCCACGUAUGCACUACCCAGGGGCCUUCACCUACUCAGCCAACCCCUCCAGCACGGGCAUCGGAGGCCUCAGUGUGACAGGCAUGUCCGCCUCCUCCCGCUACCACACCUACCUGCCCCCGCCCUACCCUGGAAACCAGAACCAGGGCAGCCACUUCCAGUCCAACUCCUCCCCCUACCACCUGUACUAUGGCACCGGGUCCGGCUCCUACCAGUUCUCCAUGGUGGGCCCGACCGGGGGUGAGCGUUCCCCCACCCGCCUGCUGCCUUGCUCUGGAGUCUCAGCCUCUGGAGGGGGCAACAGCCUGAUGAACCAGGGCCUGAACAACCAGAGCGAGGGGGUGGAGGCAGACGGCAGCCACAGCAACUCCCCCACGGCCAUGAGCGGCUCUGGACGCAUGGACGAGUCUGUCUGGAGGCCUUAUUGACUGUCAGACAGCUAGAGGAAAUGCAGGAGAGAGAAGAGAGAAAGAGCAAAAGUAAAGAAGAUGAACGAACAAAAAAAGAUGAAUCCUCCCCCCAAAAUAAAUGCUGCAUGUUUGUAUUUUAUUUCUCGCGCACUCGCUUCGUACCCUUUUCCUAGUUGACCAAAGACAUUCACUGUCUGUCAGGAUGCCAUGGCCAGAGAUUGCCUUUAUGCAAGCCAUGGGUAUAUCCUGCACUGUGACAGAGACUACUCUCUGAGGCUCUGAAACCAUACAAAUCUCAUGCUUUUCAAUUGAUGAGUAAGAAAUGCAAAAUAACUGUAAAUAGAUGUUAUGGUGUUAGAACAAAAAGCCAUAGUAAUAUAUCAGGAUCUUUUGAAAAACAGGUACAUGCAUACCAAAGACUAUGAAAGGCAAAACCUUCAUAGCCAUUCACUCUAUGUAGCUGAUGAACUGAAAAAAUGCUAGUGCUAUUGUGGUUAACUAGCCAACAUGACCAAAACGAUCCUUUUCCCUCAGAUGACAGUACCUUUCUUGGCAUUACAAGCUAAGCAUCCAGACCAGUGACUGUACUGCCUCAACGGCCUUUCACUGUCAGGUGAUAACAGAGGUCAAAUAUGAUGUUUGCUUCACGAGUGUCUCAGAACCUGCCCUAGAUGGCUUGUGGCUGUAUUGCUAAUGUAACAUAACAGUUGAUUCUGAAGCUUUUAUUUGGUGUGAGGUUUGGAGAUUCACCCUUCAGUCCAUGAAACAUCAUUAAAAACAAUACAUGGUCUCAAAGUAAUUCUGCAUUGCUUGACAAUUUAAUGUACUAUUUGUACUGAUGUCCGAGUGAAGCUUCCCUGUAAAGUUGUUAAUGUAUUGAUAAUCUAUGCAGUAGAAUAGCUGAUAUUUUGAAGACUGUACAGGACAUUAGCAGAUAAUUUUUUUUUAAAGCAGGAAUUUUAUGGAUUCCUUUUGUUUUAGUUUGUUGGACUGUUUUCUUUAUUUUGACUUAUGAUAUAUACACUGAGUGUACAAAACAUUAAGAACACCUGCUCUUUCCAUCACAGACUGACCAGCUGAAUCCAGGUGAAAGCUAUGAUCCCUUAUUGAUGUCACUUGUUAAAUCCACUUCAAAUCAGUGUGGAUGAAGGGGAGAAGGAUUUUUAGGCCUUGAGACAAUUGAGACAUGGAUUGUGUAUGUGUGCCAUUCAGAGGGUGAAUUGGCAAGACAAAAUAUGAAAGUGCCUUUGAAUGGGGUAUGGUAGUAGGCUCAUCGGUUUGUGUCAAGAACUGCAACAUUGCUGGGUUUUUCACGCUCAACAGUUUCCAGUGUGUAUCAAGAAUGGUCCACCACCCAAAGGACAUCCAGCCAACUUCACAAAACUGUGGGAAGCAUUGGUGCCAACAUGGGCCAGAAUCCCUGUGGAACGCUCUCAACACCUUGUAGAGUCCAUGGCCCGACAAAUUGAGGCUCAAUAUUAGGAAGGUGUUGUUAAUGUUUUGUACACUCAGUGCUUUUUUUUCAUUCUGUAUGCAAACUGUUUUAGUAUAGUAUGUUUGAACUGGAUAACACAGUUUACUUUUUUAUAUUUAUUUGAGCCAAAUUUAAGGAAAUGUUCACUUAUGCCCAAAAUCAUUUAGCAUUCUCUCCAACUUCUCUUUUUAUAUAACUAUUUUGUUCAUUUGUUGUUUAAUAUAAAAAUUUGAAUCUGUGUAAUAUAUUGCUCCUAAAUUAUGAAAAAAAUACACUUCUAUUGUUAUUAUUUUGUAUUCCAAUGUAGCGUAGAUGCACUAAAAACUUUCAUGAUAUUCCACCAUCAGAACCACAGAUCUCAGCAUUCAUUUCACCAAUCACGUUACUUAUAAAGAUUAAAGAUCCCCCCCAGCCUCCUUAAGGACCCAAAGUCAUCGCAAAAAAAAAAAAAAUUGCACUGUUCUAAACAUUCAAUUAUCAUAAACUUUUACGUACACAGAUGUUCCUUUCAGAGAGAGAAAAAAAUGGUUAAAUACCUAAGGCACACAGUUGUCAAUCCAACCCACAUUAUGUGGCUAUGCAGAUCUUGUUUCUUUGUAUAUCAGACAAAGAUACUAACCUGCACGAAGAACGACUGAAACCUCAGACAUUAAUUGGCUUAAUCUCAAACCAUUUUGGCAUGUCUGAAUAAACUGACUCACAAAACAUUAGAGAUGAAGUGAGCUCAUUUUCAAAUGCACACACACACACACACACACACGCCGCUCAUAUGAGAACAAGCUUCUGAUAUCCUUACUAGAACCACAGUAGAUUGAGCAGUGACAGAGGUAAAGGUACAGGUCUGCACAUUCUCAAGGGCCUUUCCCCAUGCUGUCUCAGUCAUGAUCCCUGUACCCCAGGGGGACACCUAGAGUAGGGAUGAAGAUAAGGGAGGUCAAAGUGGGAUCCUCUUACCAACAACAUGGGCAAUCCUAACAAAAAAACAAGCCCCUUUGUUCUUCAUGAGCUGUGAGUCCUUUGAAGCCUUUAUAAACGGGAUCUCUCUCCAUCCUAUUGUAAUUUACUGCUCAUUAGUGCCAGCAGCUCAGGGCUCUGCCCAGGAUUAAGAUGUUGUCAGGACAGAGCAUCUUUGUAUGAGCUGUGUUAAAGCCACUUAAUUAAGUCAUGGUGUCAGGUGUCUCAUGUUACAAACUGGCAGAGGUUUUUUUGUGAUAAGGAGGAGGAUGAGACUUAUUGGGGCUUCUUGGGAGCCCAUGUUCUACCAUUUAGGGAUGGUUAAUCACAUACAGUAUCUACUUCCCUAUGCCUUAUUCUUGUUCAAGACCAUCAAUAAUAUCAAUAUUCAUUCCUAUCUCCUGGUGAGUGGAGGGAAAACAUUGCAUGUCCUAGACUGUGUUCCUACUCAUCCCUUUGGGUUUGAAGGCCUAACUUUAGAUUGGGCAAAAUUCAUGCAGCUAUGAGAAACCAAAGAUGUACCUGAUAUGAUGUGGUUAUAUCAAAACCAAAAGAAAUGCCUGUAAUAUUGUUCCAUUGCAAGUUUGGAUCUGUUGUUUUACACAAAUUGUUUGUGGUAACUUUUGUAAAGCCUUGGUUGGUUUCCAAGAUCUGUCGAAAACAUGUCCACAACUCUUAUGAAAGAGGUUGUGUGUAUAUCAUAUGACAUUUGCAAAACAGGGAGGCCAAAUGAUACAAUUUAAUUGUAUUUUAUUUUGUGUUGGAUCUUUUGAUGUUUAUUUUAAAGAAGCUCCUCUUCAUUUUGUUAUACCAUAAUGUUAAUUCAUUUUGUUAAACCAUAAUGUUAAUUCAUUUUGUUAUACCAUAAUGUUAAUUCAUUUUGUUAUACCAUAAUGUUAAUUCAUUUUGUUAUACCAUAAUGUUAAUUCAUUUUGUUAUACCAUAAUGUUAAUUCAUUUUGCUCUCUUUCCUUUUUCUUAAUGCUCAAAGCAUGUAUGUCUGAAGCUGAUAUGUUAAUUUAAUUUUCAUCCAUGUAAUAUCUUUAAAGACUGUAUUAAGUGCUUGUAAAGUGUGCGGAUAAUGUAGUUUUUAACAAUUUUCAUUAAAAAAAAACAUCAAUUUCA